Tetranychus urticae (two-spotted spider mite) is the source of this 5164-nucleotide messenger RNA. Its product is annotated as teneurin-m. Gene Ontology annotation, biological process: motor neuron axon guidance. NCBI's taxonomy places the organism in Eukaryota, Metazoa, Arthropoda, Arachnida, Trombidiformes, Tetranychidae. The record is from RefSeq and is a predicted model, not a curated record.
UUCAACUUUGCCACUUAAACAGUAAACUCAACUUUUAGGUUUUUUAUUUCAUUUGUUUGAAAAAAAAGAGAAACUAAGAGAUUCUUUGAAAUGUUUCAUUUCUAAUAGUAAAAAUUAAUACAAACGUUUCCUUUUUUAACUAAAUUCAAUUUAUCUUAAUUUUUUUCUUCCAUCGACUGUUUUUUUCCUCUCUUGGAUACUAACUUCAUCAUCAUCAAUACCAUCAGCUUUACUUGUGAUUCUUGUGUCAUAUGUGUGAUCCUUGUGUGAUUAUAACAUAACAGUUUCAACGCAAAUGGAUAACCCACCGAUACCAAUUGUAACAGUGUAAAUUGAUUUACAUCUCAACAUUUCAUCAAAUCAAUAUUUUAUUGCAAGAUUAAAUUCUUGUCAAUCCAUUUUGUACGCCAUUUCGUUCACUAACCUUUACUCUUAAUGAACGAGCACAAAUGCUAUGCUCUACCGCCAAAUCACUUGGCCUUCUCACCAGGACGCCAAUGUUAUGCUUUACCACCAAACCAUUCAACUUUACUGACCAAUACUCUUGACCUUAGGUCACGAUCUGUCUCCAAUGGAAUCCGUGAACCUUUCCCAGGUCUCUAUGAGUCGGUUGGUCGACCCUCAUUAUAUUCAACUAUACGGAAAAAUGUAUCUCGUCAUUGUUCCUGGAAAUGUGCUUCAAUUACCUUUAUGCUCAUCUCACUUGCCUCAUUAGCAGCUUUAGCAUAUUUUAUCAAUGGAUAUUGGCGAUUUUUUCUCAUCAUCAAUUCAUCAUCAUCAGAGUCUCAAGUGUCUCGCUCUGAAACUUGUCCCAUACUUUGCUCUGGACACGGAGUUUAUUAUAAAGGUGUCUGUCAAUGUGAACCCGGUUGGAAGGGAAAAGAGUGCCAAAUUAGGAAAGACCAAUGUGAAAUAAGUGAUUGUAAUGAACAUGGUGAAUGUAUUCAAGGUUCAUGUCACUGUUAUCCAGGGUAUAAAGGUCAACACUGUGAAGAAGAAGUUGCAAGUCAAUCCGAAUUGAAGAUUUGUCCAAUACUUUGCUCCGGACGUGGAGUUUACAGUAAAGGAUCUUGCCAAUGUGAGGCCGGUUGGAAGGGAAAAGAGUGCCAAUUAAGGGAAGAAGAAUGUGAAUCCAGAGAUUGCAGUGGACACGGUGAUUGUACUGAUGGGCAGUGUCACUGUUUUCCCGGUUACAAAGGUCAACACUGUGAAGAAGUUGAUUGUCUGGAUCCUGAUUGUACUGGACAUGGUGUCUGUUUCAAUGGACUUUGUCUUUGUAGUAAAGGAUGGAAAGGAGCCGAUUGUUCAGAACUUGAUUCCGAAUCAUUACGCUGUUUACAGGAUUGUUCUCGUCAUGGGACAUUCGUCAUUGAAACAGGUCAAUGUAUUUGUGAACCACGAUGGAUGGGAAGUGAUUGCUCUCAAGAAAAAUGUGAUCUCGAUUGUGGUCCUAAUGGUCAGUGUCAAAGUGGAGGUUGUGUUUGCAAUAAAGGAUGGACUGGACCAAAUUGUGAACAACGUCUUUGUGAUCCAAGAUGCUUGGAGCAUGGACGAUGCAACAAUGGUACAUGUUUCUGUAAUCAAGGAUGGAAUGGAAAAUUAUGUACAUUAGAGGGUUGCCCUAAGAAUUGUAAUAAUCGUGGAGUUUGUGUUGAACGCGAUGGACGAUGGUUCUGUUCAUGCAACUCUGAUUGGCAUGGAAAUGAUUGUAGCAUUCCAUUGGAAAAGGAAUGUGGCGAUAAAAAAGACAAUGAUAACGAUGGUUUAAUCGACUGUGCCGAUAGUGAAUGUUGUUCAUCAAAAGAUUGCCAGAACAAUCCGUUGUGUCUUAAAUCAGCCGAUCCAGUGGACAUUUUACUUCGAAAGCAACCUUUAUCGCCAACAGCUUCCUUCUUCCAACGAAUGCAGUUUCUGAUUGAAGAUGAUUCAGUUCAGAGCUAUGCUCACAGGAAAGCCUUCAAUGACAGUCUCUUUUGGACCCGAUUUAAUGCAAGCCAAGCUUCAGUUAUUCGAGGUCAAGUUGUUUCACCUUCGGGCUAUGGUCUGAUGGGAGUUCGAGUUGGUGUUGUUAAUGAUCAUUAUCUUGGUAUUGUUGUUUCUCGAGAAGCUGGUUGGUUUGAUAUCAUGGUUAACGGUGGAUCAGCAGUUACCCUUGACUUUAGACGUGAACCUUUUAAACCAACUCAGAGAACAGUUUUUGUUCCUUGGAAUCAAAUUGUCGUCAUUGGUGAGGUUAAAAUGAACUCGGAUGAAGUUAAACUGGCUGACCAUCGAUCAUCCAUUUGUGUUGAACACGAUUACGAGUCAAUGAGACCAUCUAUCCGAGGAACAUGGAAAUCGGGUUUCAAUGGUGUCUCUUCAUUGUCCAGCAAGAGCAACAAGAUGAUUCUUGAAGAGGGUAAAAUUGUCCAAGAAAGCAUCGCAAUUCCAGGAACUGAGGUUAACCUAAUUUACCAUUCAAACCGAGGAUCUGGUUAUCUUUCAACAAUUGAUUUAACAUUGACCAAUGAUCGCAUUCCAUCGUCCCUUCGUCUAGUCCAUCUCAAGAUAUCAUUAGAAGGAAACCUUUUCGAGCAAAUCUUUGAAGCUGUUCCUCACAUUUCAUACACUUACUCAUGGAAUCGUCGAAACGUUUACCGACAAAAGGUUUACGGAGUUGCAACAGCUACCGUCUCGGUUGGAUACGAAUACCUCAAUUGUCCACAAAUCAUUUGGGAAGUUCAAACGGUGGAAGUUGCUGGUCAUGACAUGUCCAUUUCGGAGAUUGGAGGUUGGAAUCUGGAUGUUCACCAUCGAUACAAUUUCCAUGAAGGAAUCUUGCAAAAGGGCGACGGAUCAACACUUUACUUGAAAAAGUUGCCUUCCAUUAUGACCACCUUGAUGGGCGAUGGACAACAAAGGCCACUUCAUUGUGCCUAUUGUAAUGGACAGGCUGGUGAACAACGUCUAUUGGCUCCAGUAGCUCUAACUUCAGGUCCUGAUGGGUCCAUCUAUGUGGGUGACUUUAACCUUAUCCGUCGUAUAACCCCUGAUGGACAGGUUACCACCAUUGUUGAACUUUCAGCUUCUCAGGUUGCUUAUCGGUAUCAUUUAGUCAUGGGUCCAGUUGAUGGUAAACUUUACAUUUCCGAUCCUGAAAAGCAUCAAAUUUUACGAACAAUCAACAGCUCCAAUCCACCCGAUCCCAGAUCCAAUUUGGAGGUUGUUGUCGGCUCUGGAGUAAAGUGUUUACCCGGAGACAAGUUGCUUUGUGGUGAUGAUCGUCCAGCUCGAACUGCUCGUCUUGCUUAUCCUAAAGGAAUCGCCAUUUCAUUGACUGGUGAACUGUUUAUUGCUGAUGGAACCAACAUUAGAUAUGUUGAUGUAAACGGAAACAUUCACACUCUUAUUGGUGACCAUUAUCACAAGCUGCACUGGAAACCCUUUCCCUGUACUGGAACCAUUCCUGUUCAAAAGGUUAACCUUCGUUGGCCCACAGAACUGGCAAUCAAUCCUCUUGACAAUUCACUUCAUAUUCUUGAUGAUCACAUGGUUCUCAAGUUGACACCUGAUCGACGCAUCAGAGUGGUUGCUGGUCGACCAACUCACUGUUCAUCCGUAAUUACAGCCCAAGAAGAUCCAGAGUCCAAGAAGGAAGCUGAAAAUUUACUUGGAACUCAAGUUUUCCUGGAAACUCCUCAAUCAAUUGCUUUCUCGACAAAUGGUGAUCUCUUUAUAGCUGAAAGUGAUUCUCAAAUGAUUAACCGAGUUCGCCUUGUAACUGGCGAUGGAAGAAUCGUCAAGUAUGCAGGAAUGGAUUUAGAUUGUUCAUGCAUGGAAAAUAACUGUGAAUGUUUCAAUGUUGAUGUAAAUACUGCUUUAACCUCUAAAAUGUCUGCCAUUCCUUCAAUUACCGUAACACCCGAUGGAAGCCUUCAUAUCUGUGAUCAAGGAAACCUGCGAAUAAGAUCAGUUCACACUUCACUUCCCGCACUGGAUGAAAACCAUGAAUAUUCAAUAACUUCCUCUGAAUCUCUAGAGGUUUACAUAUUUAAUCGUUAUGGGCAACAUUUAACCACUCGAAGUUUAUCUUCAGGUUCAAAUAAAAAGACAAUUUAUACCUUUAGUUACAAUGUAAACACUUCAUUUGGUAAACUAUCUUCAAUCACUGAUUCCUCUGGCAACAAGAUUCACCUUUUCCGUGAUUAUGCCAAUCAAGUUAAAUCAAUUGAAAACUCGAAGGGAGGAAAAUGUUCACUGACAAUGUCUCGAAUGAAAAUGUUGUCCUCAAUUGAAUCAUCUGAUGGAUUUACAUACAGCUUUGAAUAUGUUGGCUCAUCAGGUUUACUCAAGUCUCGCCUUGAUCCGGUUGUCGGUGCAAACUCCAUUUUUUAUCAAUACGAUGCCUUUGGACGAUUAACCAUGGCUCUUAAUCCUUCAAGUGAACCUCUUAGUUUUGGCUAUAGUUUGGUUCUUGAAGGUGUCACAGUGCGUUUAGUUAAAAACUUAUCUGAUCUCAAAAAUAAUGUUAUUAAACGAGAUAAACGAUCAACAUCUUAUUUAGACAUUUUAAUGGAUGCUGCUUCACCCGAACCUUUGUAUAAUAAUUCAUCAUCAUUCUCAUCUUCACCGUCUCUAAAGUCAUUAACAUCAUCAUCAUCAUCUUUAUCUUCUUCCUUGUCACCUUCAUCUGUUACAUUAUCAUGAAAAAAGCCAUCAUCAUCGUCAUCAAAGUCUAUUGUAAAUAGAGAUAAAACCACGAACCAGAGCUUGUCAUUUUAGGUCAACUAUUGAAACAAAAAAGAUUUUAUUUUCUCCUAUGGAGAUUUCAUGGAAAAAAGGAAAAUUGAAAGACUUGUAAAUUAAUUGAGAAAAGCAUGUUAACUGGUCUUAUCUAUUUUUCAUCAUAAAUUAUUGUAAAUUAUUUGUAACCAAAACCUUAACUUCCCUAAUGAUCACAAUUUGCUUUACAUUUCUAUUUCCUUUUCCUAUUCCCUUCUUCUUAACCAUCUUUCUCAUGAACAAUUAUUUUUCUUGUUCUAUCUUCAAAUUUUUCCUUCUUUGCUCUCAUUUUGCUAAAUGUUGAUGUUUUUUCAAUCAAUCAAAUUACCAUGUAAAUUUGUUCGCUAAAGAUGAUCACAAUUGUAACAUAAUAUUGCUUUAUAAAAAUGAAAUUAAACAACUU